CCCGGUCCAUGAUGGACAGCCGCAUCCUGGAGCACCCCCAUGCCCAGUUCGGCGGCAUGGUGGGCUUCCCCUACCCCCUGGGCCACCACCAUGUCUACGAGCUGGCCGGGCACCAGCUGCAGGCGGCCGCCGUGCCCUUCUCCAUCGACGGAUUACUCAACGGCUCUUGCGCCGCCUCGGUGGUCAACCCCACCCCGCUGCUGCCCUCCGCCUGCGGCGACAACCAGCCCUUCAAGCUGGCCGACUCCGGCGACCCGGACAAGGAAAGCCCCGGGUGCAAAAGACGCCGGACCCGGACCAAUUUUACCGGCUGGCAGCUGGAAGAGCUGGAGAAGGCGUUCAACGAGAGCCACUACCCGGACGUCUUCAUGAGGGAGGCGCUGGCUUUGCGGUUGGACUUGGUGGAAUCCAGAGUGCAGGUCUGGUUCCAAAACCGGCGGGCCAAAUGGCGCAAAAAGGAGAACACCAAGAAGGGGCCGGGCCGGCCGGCGCACAACUCCCACCCCACGACGUGCAGCGGCGAGCCCAUGGACCCCGAGGAGAUCGCCCGCAAGGAGCUGGAGAAGAUGGCCAAGAAGAAGCGCAAGCACGAGAAGAAGCUGCUCAAGAGCCAGGGGCGCAACCUCCACUCGCCCAGCGGCCUCUCGGUCAACAGCAGCACGCAGAGCUCCGACAGCGACGGCGGCGGGGGGGGCCUCUCCCCGGACCCGCCCGACGCCUGCAAGCCCCCCCUGGGCGGCCCGCCCCACCCGCCCCUGCCCGGCAGCUGCGACCCCACCGGCCCGGCUUUCUACCCCGGCAACAGCUGCGCGGCCAAAGGGGCCUCGCCGUCGGGCUCCGAGGGCGCGGCGCCCCCUCCCUCGACGCCGCGGGGCCCCGGCUGCCCCAAGCUCAACCCCUUCAGCGUGGAGAGCCUCCUGUCGGACUCUCCGCCCCGGCGGAAAGCGGCGCUGGACUUCCCCCCGGCCCUGGCGCCGUGCGCCCCGACGGCGCGCACCCUCAUCGGCAAGGGCCACUUCUUGCUCUACCCCAUCACCCAGCCGCUGGGCUUCCUCGUGCCGCAGACGGCCCUCAAGAGCCCCCCGGGCCAGGAGCCCCCCCAGCGGGGCUCCCCCCUGCCGGCCGCCAACCCCAGCCCGGACCCGGCCCCCCCGAAAAGCAGCACCACCGCCGCCGUCUCCGCCGCGCCGGGCUCGCAGCUCGGAGGAGGCUCCGGGGAGGGGGCGCCUUCGCCCCCCGCCCCCCCGGCCGCCGCCGCCUCGCCCCCCUCCUACUGCGACUCUUCCUCCUCUUCCUCCCAGGCGGACAGUAGCGGCGCCCCGGCGCGACCAAAGUCCCCCUUUCGCCUCUCCCCCCCGGCAAAGGACCCUUGCCAAGCCAGAGACAAUUCGGAUUGUCGCCCGGAGCCCAGCUGUCCGGCAGAGACCAGCAACCUAGACUGUGAAGAAGUAGACAUGGAGUAG
Molecule: messenger RNA, 1463 nt
Organism: Euleptes europaea (tarantolino)
Lineage: Eukaryota; Metazoa; Chordata; Lepidosauria; Squamata; Sphaerodactylidae
Gene: UNCX
Product: UNC homeobox
Exons: 3
Coding region: 9-1463 (484 amino acids)
Biological process (GO): regulation of DNA-templated transcription
Molecular function (GO): DNA-binding transcription factor activity, RNA polymerase II-specific; sequence-specific double-stranded DNA binding
Source: RefSeq, a predicted model, not a curated record